AGUUGCGAGUUCGAGUCUCGUUCCUAACUUUCAUUAAAAAAAAAGAUAGUAGUACUACUCCCUGUAUAAGAUGUGCUCAUAUUACGGCUACAUGUUAACACAGACCCAAAAAGAAUGUCGACAUAGUAGCGUUAUAUAUGAUAUAGUUGGACUUGACCAUAUCCCAAGUUAAGUACUAUAUAUAUAGUAUAUAGUAGAACUUGCCGUUUAAUUUGUGGAGGAACUGAAGCAGCGAACACUGCCUUUUGAAAAUCUUGAUCUGUCUCUCCCAUAAUAUAAACAUCUGAUUGCUCCGGUUUGGUAAGGGUUAACAAAAAUUAAGGGGUGUUGAUCUGAAUAAUGGAACGCGUGCCAGAGGAUUGUUUUGCACACAUUUUAUCGUUUGCAUCCCCACAAGAUGCGUGUAGUUUGUGCCUGGUUUCAACGACGUUGCAGUCAAUGGCUGAUUCAGACUGUGUGUGGGAAAAGUUUUUGCCACUUGAUUGUCAAGAAAUUGUUUCAAGGAUCGUGAAUCCUUCAUUGUCGUGCUCCUCUAAUAAGAAGCACGUGUUUGUCACGUUAUGUAGACCACAACUAAUUGAUGGCGGUAACAAGAUAUUCUGGAUUGAAAAAAAUUCAGGAAAAAUAUGCUACCAGUUGAGUGCAAGGGAGCUUUCAAUUGCAUGGGGAAAGUGCCCUCUAUAUUGGUCCUGGAAACCAGUUGAAGGCUCAAGGUUUGAAGAAGCUGCUGAACUAAGAACGAUUUGCUGGCUAGAAAUGAAUGGCAGCAUAAGCACUGGAAUGUUAUCUCCCAAAACAUUAUACGGUGCGUAUCUGAAAGUGAAAAUAGCUGAUCGUGCCUAUGGCUUGGACUCUUUACCAUCACACGUGUCGGUUGAACUUCCCAAUUACAAAUCACAUGGAACUGUUUAUAUACGACGCCCCUCACAUACACAUGAAGAAUGGUUGGAGAUUGAGUUGGGGAGCUUCUAUACUGGGCUGGAUAAAGAGGUUGUAAAAAUGGGCCUCAAGGAGGUCAAAGGCGUCCACUUGAAAGGUGGGCUUAUUGUUGAUGGAAUUGAAAUAAGGCCCAAAAUGGUCUAAACAAGGCCCAAAAUCCCAAAAAAGGGUGAAACAGGUUUUUCUCACACCGGCUUUCCCGUGUAACCCUAGCAGUGCUCGGUGUUUAUAAAUGCAGGGUGUCAAUACCGUAUGCCACCAAAUGCAGCACUUUCAUUACUUGGUUUGCUGGUUAUAUGAUUGUUCCUGUGAUUAUGAGGUCAAUUUUGUUCAGAUUUAGCAAGUUUAAUUUUGUGUAUGGCAAUGAUGAUAAAUGUGAAUCCCAGCUCAUUAUGAGGCCUUUUCCAAGGUCCGGGAAUGGAAUUAUCCACAUCUAUCUGAGCUUCUAUACCUACUCUCCAGUUAAGUGUUAAUGUGUUAUCUUUUGUUCCUUCUUAUUUAAUCAGAUUCCUACUGGCUCCAACUCUUUGUCAAGUUUUGCAAGAAAUCCAUGGUUUAUCACAUCAUUUCAUUUUUAUUCUAUUAGUCUAACUAAAUUAAUUGUUUGUGUAAAUUACACAUUAAAAUAAUAUAUAUACAAUCAUAGGUGGA
Arachis duranensis is the source of this 1590-nucleotide messenger RNA. RefSeq names its product F-box protein PP2-B15-like. The record is from RefSeq and is a predicted model, not a curated record. Bases 340 to 1083 code for a protein of 247 amino acids. The transcript has 3 exons. NCBI's taxonomy places the organism in Eukaryota, Viridiplantae, Streptophyta, Magnoliopsida, Fabales, Fabaceae. Gene Ontology annotation, molecular function: protein binding.